UUUGCAGAUAAUUUAGCUGCUAAUUUCAGCAGAGAACUUGCUGACUAUAUCAUCUACAUCAUCGAUGUAUCGGCUGGUGAUAAAAUACCCCGUAAAGGUGGCCCUGGAAUCACUCAAGCUGAUCUUCUGGUGAUAAACAAGACAGACCUUGCAGUAGCUGUUGGAGCUGACUUAUCUGUUAUGGAAAGGGAUGCGCUACGCAUGCGUGAUGGAGGGCCAUUUGUCUUUGCUCAGGUGAAGCAUGGGCUUGGGGUCGAGGAAAUCGUGAACCAUGUCAUGCACUCAUGGGAACAUGCAACCGGGAAGAAGCGCCAGUGAUGGAUUCUUAGGACCCAAAAUGGAUAAGAGAUAAAUCUGAAUGGAACACUCUCAAUUUGUCUUGAACUCAGUUUAUGCGCAAUUGUAUUUGUUUGUUGUACUCGAGACAUAAGAGAAAUAAAGGUUUUGAGCAUGAGACUCAUUACAUAGUGUGA
Molecule: messenger RNA, 473 nt
Organism: Camelina sativa (false flax)
Lineage: Eukaryota; Viridiplantae; Streptophyta; Magnoliopsida; Brassicales; Brassicaceae
Source: RefSeq, a predicted model, not a curated record